AUGGCCGACACUGGCUACAGCUCGCCCGACCCAACAACGCACGAUACCGUUGGCGCGUCGACUCUUGCGACACCUUUAUUCAUGCCAUCAUCGCCGCCUUCUCCUAAGCGAUCUACCUCUCCAAAGAGCCCUGCAUCCGAUCGGGCCGAUGCCCAGAUCGACCGAGCGCUCUCACCAGUGUCAUCCAGAGCAUCAUCUCCCGAUAUCGCAGGGAAUGGACUCGAGGCGCGGCUCGCGGAAUACACGGUUGAUUUCCGCGCGUUUCCCGGUGGACAGGACGACACCUUGCCGGAUCUGAAGCUGCCCCAUGAAGGCGACAAGAUGUCCGACGUCGGUGGACCGGAGGACUUCACCGCCAAUAUGGAGCGCUAUCUGAUGGAAAUGGAGGAUGAUAUGGAGGACCAAGACUUUGAUGAGGGACCAUCAAUGGACCCGAAGCAGGACGAUAUCCCACCGCUCGCACUGGAAGACCAGGAGAAGGAGGAAACCGAACAACCGCAGCAAGGGGGCCAGAAUGCGGACGAUGAAGCGGAGCUCGGCGAGGACAGUGAAUUCGGGCCCCCAGUCGACAUGUCUACCCCGUCUCAUUUCCUGCGCAGAACCGGCGCAUUCUCAAAGGAGGUGACGCAUCUCGAGGACAUCGAAGAGGAUCCGGAUGAUGAACCGGAGACGGUUGCCACACCUUCUGUCCGGAGACACACGGUCACAUCAAACCAAGAUACGACAGAGACAAACGAAGAUCUACGGCGUCAGGUUGCUGAAUUGAGAGAGAUGAUUCGAGAUCGCGAUGAGCAACUGGAGAUGAAUCAUCAACGGCUAUUGGAAGCCGAGUCGGCAGGGGAACAGGUCAGGCGUCUGCAGACGGAACUACAAACGAAAUCGAUUCAAUUGGACGAGUUGCACGCAAAACGCAACGAUGAAGCCCUUCUGCGCGAACAGAUCAAUCUUCUUCAGAAGCAAAACGAGGAGAAAGAAUCCUACCUACGAAGCUCUUCCGUCAGUGAAUCAGGUCUCAGUGCCCUUCAAAGGCAGCUGGGGGAUAUGCAAAAGGAACUCCAAAGCAAAAGCACGCCCACAAUUAUGGAUGCGGAGCGAUUGGAAACAAUCGCUUAUCUACGCCAGCAAUUGGACUUGACUCAAGAACAAUUAAGGAAGCGGGAUGUUGCGCUGGAGGAAGCUCUUUCGAAAGUAAGAGAGGUAACUGCAGCAAAGGAACUGCAGUGCCGGGAGAAGAACACCGAGAUCGACGGUCUCAAGGCCCAGAUCGACGACCAUCUGCUCGAAAUCGAAAAGCUGGAGACGCACCUAGAUGAAGCGCAUCGAGAGUACGGAAUUCUCGAAGAAAAGGUGGCCUGCUUGGAGACCAGGAAUCGUCCCCUGGAGGAGAAGAACAGUACCCUCGAGGCCGAUUUGACUCGCGCUCAGUCACAGGUGACGGCUCAGGAGAAUGCCCUAAAGGCGAUGGCAGCCGACCUGCCAUUGGAAGCAGGAGGGAGAAAUACAUACACGGAGAUCCUGGAAUUGAUCAAAGACUUGGGUCAAAAUGACACGUCCCGCACCUCCACGGAGACUGUAUCAAAGGAGGGGGAGCCGAAGCACGAUGAAAUGGAAAAGUUGCGUCAGGAAUUGGCCAGAGUACAGGAUGAAUUGAGCGAGGCAAUUUCAGUGCGAAAGACCUUGGAGAUUGAAUUGAAUCGAUCCCAGGAACAGGCCAUCGAAGUGCAUUCAUUGAUCAAGUCAAUCGAGGGCGAAAACUCCCGCCUAACGAAGCGAGUCGACGACCUACGAAUCAAUCUAGAGAAGGCUCAAAGCGAACGGGACCAGCUCCAAGUGGACCAUUCAGACGCCCUUCGCACCAUUGAGCGUCUUCAAACGGAGCAAAAGACGCAACAACCGAGCCCUCCCUCUUCGCCUCCCGCGUCGCGCAAUCCCCGCCAGACAGAGAAGCUCGAGGAAACCCACCAGGCGCAAGUCAAGAGUCUUCAAACCGCUCAUGCCACCGCCAUCUCCACCCUCCGCUCCGCCCAUGCCGAUUCGACACGCAAGCUGCGAGCGUCGCUCGCAGCCGCCGAGAAGCGCGAAGCCGCCCUCAAAGUCGAAGUGCGCUCCUUGCGGGCCGCUCACGCAUCCCAGGAGGACAGGGUACAGUCCCUUGACGCCGAGGUCAAGGGACUCCAGGCCACGGUGGCCGCCAAGGAUGAGACGGCCGCGGCGAUGGACAAGCGGAUUGCGCGCUCCGUCGAGAAGCGCGAGAAAGAGUGGGAGCGGCGGGUUGAUCUGCUCCUCAAGGAGCGAGAGCGGAUGAGCAAGGCGCUCAUGUGGGCCUGGGGCCAGAAGGAGAUCGGCGAUGUCAAGGAGAACCUCGACGAAGAAGGCCGGCAGGUCAAGCAGGCCUAUCGGUAUCGGUACGCUCAGGGCAAACAGGGCAAAGCGACGUGA
Messenger RNA from Aspergillus clavatus NRRL 1, 2439 nucleotides. RefSeq names its product putative spindle pole body associated protein SnaD. The record is from RefSeq and is a predicted model, not a curated record. Lineage: Eukaryota; Fungi; Ascomycota; Eurotiomycetes; Eurotiales; Aspergillaceae. Bases 1 to 2439 code for a protein of 812 amino acids. The transcript has a single exon.